GAUAAGUUGAGGAGGAAAAGACAUGCCUGGCCUGGCAAACCUGGUCCACUGUAGCAACUCUCCUUAUGUUUAUUCACUUUUGGUUGAAACCUCGUUGUCAGACAGGCAGAAGUGGCCGCGUUCUUUUAAGUUAUUGAUAACUUUCAUUCUAGAUACCAAAUAAUGCCACAGAAGAAAAAACAAAAAGCUGGGAAAAACGGGUUUUAUUUUUUUAUGCUGGAGGUUCAAAAGCAGGAAGCUCUAAAGGGGGUUCAAUAUAGUUUGCCUGAAAUUUCUGAAAUUGCAAAUCCCAUGUGGACUAACAUGACCCCAGAAGAACGUAAACCAUAUAAUGACAAGGCAUCAACGAGUGUUUCCAAAAAUAGCGAAGACAAUUCAAAAAAAUAUACUUCUUUAGGCAUUAGCUAUGCCGAUGUAGAUGCUGGAAAGAGAGAGUUGGAUGAAGCUCGUGAUCUUAUGAUAGCAACUAUUAAAAACACUGUCGCAAAUCUUGACAUCAGAACAUCUCUGAAGACUCAUAAGUUCUUUGUGUGCCAUGCUAACUAUUUCUAUAAGUCUGAUCAUCAUAUUUAUUAUCCUGCUGAAAUUGCUCUUGCAGCCUUUUCUUUGGAGUUGGGUGUUCUUGGCACCAUUCAUUUCUUUGUAGAUCCUGGAAAAAUACCUCUUGGUUUCAAAUAUGAAGCGGCAGAUUGGUCAACUAGAACUCAUGGAAUUCCAGUAAAUGAUGCUAGUUGGAAUGAAGGGAUUAAAGAUCCUCUGGAAAUGUUUGGAAUGGUUCAGUCGUUUAUCAAGAAAUUUACUGAGCCCCCUGAAGUACCUCCAAUCUACACAAUGUUCGAUACUUUAAAUGCUGACAGUCGUCUUUCUGUUGUGAAAUCUGCAUUGAAUAUGUUGUGUGAUGCUGCAAAUGAAGAUUCCUCUCUAUUUCGUGUCUAUUGUUUAUCACAUUUAUUCUAUGAAAUUAGAAAUAAAUGUUCUGCAGAAAUACCAAGUGUAGCCAUAAUGAAAAGUGAAUUAGACAAAGAUGUUUUCUCAUAUGCCAGGGACCUAGGUUGUUAUUAUCAUGAAGAAAAAGAUCUUUCGAUGUAUUGUUCGCUUUCUAUAGUAACAAGAUGGGUGUUUACAAUUUGUGAUCAUUGUUGCAAACAUCUGGGUGUAAAGCUCAUCCUUGGAAGACAUGUGCCAAAAGAUACAGAUCUUUCAGAAAGUGCUCGAUUUAUAGAUGAUAAACAAUCUUCUAAUAAGUUAGAUCAUGGUGCUUCUUGUAGUAAACCCUUGACCAUCAUUGACCAUGGCCGUUUAAAAGAACAAAGAGCUGAACAAAAACGGGCGCAGGAUAUGCAUUUGCGUGCAAGUGAAAAAAUAAGGCUUCCUAAAUCCAGUUAUAGCAACAAAAUUGGUGCCAGAUUCAGUCAAGAAGGUGCCAGUAGUUCUCAAAGCUCUCUGGAAACAAAAGAAGAAUCCAAUGAAAAUGAAUGGUGCAUCGUAAAAGGAAAAGGAUUUGGACGCGGACGUGGUUUCACUGUAGAAAAAUCUUCAGCUGAAGAGCCUAUCUGGCCAGUUUCUGGAAGGGGUCGAGCAUUUCAACAAUAAAUUUUAAAAGACAUUUUAAUAUAGACAAAAAAUUUUAAUAAUUUUGAUACAAGUUUUUUAUACUGUUUUAUUAUAUAAAGAAACAUCAUGUACAAAACAAAUAUGUCUUUUUAGAAAAUAUAUGCUUCAGUAACUGUUGCUAUUUUGCAAUUAGUCUGUAUUAUUUAUUUAUUGAAAUAAUGAAACACUUUUAAAGAGCUAAAUUACAAAUUUUUUUAUUUUAAUUUUAGGUUAUUAAAGUAAUUUUGGUGUAUUUUACAGGCUAUGUAGUAAAAGUUACUUUAAAUAAUCAAUUGGUUCUCUUUAAUUAUUUAGUUAUAUGAUUCAUAAUUUAUGACUUCAGUUAGUUAAGACAUAGUAAUAUUGUUUGUAAGCUUUACACUCUGUGUAAUAUUUCAUGUUUACACUCUCAUUUUGUUAUUUUAUCAAUGAAAAUCUAAGUCAUGUUUAAAACUUAAGUGUUUUUAUUAAUGUUUGUAAAAAAGAUAUAUAAAUUGAGUUAUA
Molecule: messenger RNA, 2097 nt
Organism: Nezara viridula (southern green stink bug)
Lineage: Eukaryota; Metazoa; Arthropoda; Insecta; Hemiptera; Pentatomidae
Source: the annotation of a GenBank genome assembly